AAUCUCCAUAAACAGUUUGUCGUGCCAUUACAAGAGGAGUCGAAAGAAGACGUUGCUGAAGACGUCGACGAUGAUGCGGAGCCGUCGACGGAUCCGAACGCGUUUCCUGAAAAUGAACGAAAAAUGUAUGAAAAGCUGUGCAGAAAAGCAGUCGGACUCAGUCCGAAAGUUGCAGCGAAACUCUACUGUCGUUACUUCCACAACCAAAACCCGUUCCUUCGGAUCGGGCCUGUGAAAAUGGAAGAGGCCUAUUUGAAGCCUAGGAUCGUUGUCUUCCAUGAAAUCAUGUUCGACUCUGAGAUCUCUGUGAUCAAGGACUUGGCUGUGUCCAGGUUGAGGAGAGCGACGGUCCAAGACUAUGUGACCGGAGACUUGAAACCUGCCGAAUACAGGAUCAGCAAAUCUGCUUGGUUGAAAACUGAGGAACAUCCGCUUCUCCGUCGGUUUGUGAAUCGGAUUGGACAG
Messenger RNA from Notodromas monacha, 465 nucleotides. The record is from the annotation of a GenBank genome assembly. NCBI's taxonomy places the organism in Eukaryota, Metazoa, Arthropoda, Ostracoda, Podocopida, Cyprididae.